AUGGAGCGAGACGUGGCGAGCGAGCGAUAUGAAAUUUCAUUAACGAGGGUCGGCGCGCAGUGUGUAGAGUGGCUACAAGACGGCGGACAAACAGCGCGCCAGGAUACCAUAAGUCAUUUCGAAAACGACCGCGCAGACACGAUCGCGAAACUAAAAGCUCUAGGCGAGCGACAGAAAGUUGAGAAUCGUAUAAAUAAUUCAAGAACAGCAGGCGACCCGGGUGUGAGUGCGGAGAAGACAAUGGCACCAAAAAUAAUUUUAUUAUUUAGUGGUAAACGAAAAUGUGGUAAAGACUUUGUGACAGAUCAUCUAAAGUUAAUAUUAGGUGAUCAAUGUGAAAUUAUAAAAAUAUCCCAACCUAUAAAGAGUCAUUGGGCAAAUGAGAAGAAUUUAAAUUUAAAUGAACUGUUAAGUGAUACAGAAUAUAAAGAACAGCACCGUUUAGAUAUGAUAAGGUGGAGUGAAGAAAGGAGAGAAAAUGAUUAUGGAUGUUUUUGUAGAGCUGCAUGUGACAAUGCAGCAGACAGACCAAUAUGGAUUGUUAGUGACAUAAGACGGAAGACAGAUGUGCAAUGGUUCAAGGAAACAUAUGGUGAUCUAAUAAAAACUAUUAGAUUGGUGGCUGAUGAAGAGACACGAAAAGAGAGAGGAUUUCAGUUCAAGAGUGGUGUUGAUGAUACUGCCUCAGAAUGUGAUUUGGAUGAUUAUAAUGAAUGGGAUCUUGUUAUUGAAAAUGGCAAAGAAAAUAAAUCCAUAGAAGAUCUAACUAAAAGUAUUAUGGUCCUUUUACAA
Messenger RNA from Brenthis ino (lesser marbled fritillary), 792 nucleotides. NCBI's taxonomy places the organism in Eukaryota, Metazoa, Arthropoda, Insecta, Lepidoptera, Nymphalidae. The record is from the annotation of a GenBank genome assembly.